This is a messenger RNA of Penicillium odoratum, 1107 nucleotides long. RefSeq names its product acyl-CoA thioesterase. Gene Ontology annotation, cellular component: peroxisomal matrix. The transcript is spliced from 2 exons. Gene Ontology annotation, biological process: fatty acid catabolic process; acyl-CoA metabolic process. The coding region runs from base 1 to 1107 and encodes 368 amino acids. NCBI's taxonomy places the organism in Eukaryota, Fungi, Ascomycota, Eurotiomycetes, Eurotiales, Aspergillaceae. The record is from RefSeq and is a predicted model, not a curated record. Gene Ontology annotation, molecular function: fatty acyl-CoA hydrolase activity.
AUGUCAUCCCACGAUGCAGCAGACAAUGACUCGAAGUACCUGCCUUCCCCGCUUACCUUUGUGGAGCUGAUGGCACUGAAGCGACUGGACGAUGCGGAGCCUCACCUCAACUCCGCUGAACCUGAGAAAAUUGAACAUUUCCAAUCUCUAUCUGCCCCGUACCCUCCUGGGGAGGGUGACCGAGCAUUUGGAGGGCAUGCAUACGCCCAAUCUGCCUAUGCUGCAUCGAAGACAGUUGAGAAGGGUUUUGUGCUUUAUGAUAUGACUGGGUCCUUUAUACUCGGUGGCCGGCUAGAUAUUCCGUACACAUAUACAGUACGCCAUGUCCGAGAUGGAUUCAUGUAUUGCACGCGCUCUGUUGAUGCCCGACAAGACGGCCGAAUCUGCUUUUCGUGUCUGUGCUCAUUCAAGCGUGAUGAAGGGGAGAAAACCUUCAAUCAUCAACCACCAGCAGUUCAAGGACGUUACCAAGAUAGCCUUUCUGCUAAACGGCCCGAAGACCAAUCUGUCAGCCCUAGCAUUGAUGCAGACUGGUGGAUCGAGGCCCUUCGACAGGGCGACAUUACCGAACGAGAGUUUCCUGGGCUGGAUGUUCGCAAGACCGAUAUGCAGAAUUUCAAUCAAAGCAAGGAAGUCAAAGCAAGUCCGGAGAAAUACCGCCAAUUGUCACAGUACCGUCUCAAAGGAUCACCCGAUGCUGAUCCCAACGCAACACUUGCACAGAUCAGAGAAAGAGAACAAGCUGGAGAAUAUGACAAUCUCUAUAUUUGUGCACAUAUGUACUCUAGCGACAGGAACUCCCUUCUGCUGAUUCCGCGCGCCUUGGGUAUCAAGCGUUGGACGGCUAUGUCCAGCCUCACUUUGAUGGUGAUUAUUCAUCGUCAUGGCGAUGCAUUGCGAAUGAUUGAUUGGGAUUCGGUCUCUCAGAAUGGAGAUUCGAACAUAGACAUGAAGUGGUUUAUUCAAGAGGGGUGGACACCCCAGUCGGCGGAGAACAGAGCUGUGCACGAGAGUCACCUAUGGGGUCCAGAUGGCACUUUGGUUGCGACUUCGAUGCAGGAUAGCAUGCUUCGAUUGCGGAAACCUCAACCCAAGGGCAAGUUAUGA